UUCCUAUACCACAAAUCACCUCUUCAUCAAUUUUCUUAAUUAAUUCUCUCUUUCCAAAGUACUCGGAUCAAACGCGGUUUUCUUAAGAAGUUCUCUUGUUAUGAAGGUUACUGGGGAAAAAAGAUACGCCCUCUUACUUGCGGCGAGGGACUCUGAAUUCGUGGAGAAAGUCUAUGGAGGUUACUUCAAUGUCUUCGUUGCAGCUUUUGGGGAAGAAGGAGAAAGAUGGGACUUGUUUAGGGUUGUCGAAGGAGAGUUCCCUUCCAUGGACGAGCUCCACGAGUAUGAUGGCUUCAUCGUUAGUGGUAGCCCUUAUGAUGCCUACGGGAACGACGACUGGAUUCUCAAGCUCUGCUUCCUCUUGCAAACUCUGGAUGCCAUGGAAAAGAAAAUCCUCGGCAUCUGCUUCGGUCACCAGGUGUUGUGCAGGGCAUUGGGUGGGAAAGUUGGGAAAGCUUUCACUGGAUGGGAUAUUGGGCUGAGAAAGGUGAAGAUGGUGAAAGAUUUAUCCCCCUGCUGUAGCAUCAUUGAUGAAUCGGGUGAAAUUCCCUCAUCCCUUUCAAUCAUAGAAUGCCACCAAGAUGAGGUGUGGGAGGUUCCUGCAGGAGCUGAAGUGAUUGCAUUUUCAGACAAAACUGGGGUAGAGAUGUUCACAAUUGGGCAUCAUAUUCUUGGGAUCCAAGGCCAUCCUGAAUACAACAAGGACAUUCUUUGUAACCUUAUCGAUCGCCUUCUCAAUAACAAUUCCAUAGAGAGAGAUUUUGCUGAAAAUGCAAAAGUUAGAAAGGAGCUGGAAACCAGUCCAGGAGAAAGGAGAGGGGAUGGCCUCGAACUCAAGACCUAUAAAUAUUUUUAUACAGUGAGUUACCAAUUGCUUUAUUCAAAAGUUCUCUUAUCAAAGAGAAUUGGAUGUUAGGGGGGUGGAAAAUAACAUGAUAUUGUUAUGUCUUGAAUUUUAAUUAAUAUCGAGUAAAAUUUGAGGUUUGGGAAAGGGAAGUAAGAUUCAAACUUUAACUAGACAUAUCAAAAAAUUCUUUAUUACUAGUAAUUUAACUAAUUAUUUUAUUUUUUUUAUUGUAUUAAAUUGUAUAAUGAAAAAUAAUUUUUUUU
This is a messenger RNA of Rubroshorea leprosula, 1110 nucleotides long. The record is from the annotation of a GenBank genome assembly. Lineage: Eukaryota; Viridiplantae; Streptophyta; Magnoliopsida; Malvales; Dipterocarpaceae.